AUGCACUCAAUACAGGCGCAGCACUCGUACGCCGUCAUACAGAUGCUGAUGACCCACUUGGACGACGUGUGCCGGGCGAAGGACAUGCCGCCCGACACGCAGAUUAAGGUGCGCACCGGUAUUGUGAACGUGUUGUCGCAGAUCGUGUCCAUAUCGGCGUCCGAGUCGAUCGGGCCCUCCGUCCUCGAGAUGAUUAACUCGCUGUUGCGGCACUUGAGGCACUCCAUCGGUCACUUGCGCGACGCCCGGCACCGGGACCUCGAGAUGGAGUUCCAGGAGAUGGUGAUCCACACGUUGGGCGAGUUCGCCAACAAUCUGCCCGACUAUCAGAAGAUCGAGAUCAUGAUAUUCAUCAUAUCGAAGGCCCCGCCGGCGCCGCCCACCGGCACCACCGCCCCCACCGACACGCAGUUGCAGACCAUUAUACUGAAGAGUCUACUGAAGGUGACCACAAAGUAUCGUACGGUGCAUAUGGCGCAGGCGUUCCCCACGGCUUUCCUGCAGCCGCUGCUGUCCCGCUCGCUGGCGGCCGACCCUAACGUGCGGCUCACUGUCCAACAGAUCUUCCAUCAGCUGCUGGACCGGCACAACAACCUGCCGAAGCUGUCCCGCGCGGUGUCCCUCUCGUCGCCCGACCCGUUGACGAUAGGGAAGGCUGACCGCCAGGACCUGAUGUUCAUGAAAAAGCACGGCCCGGAGCUCCUGCUCCACGUCUACGAGUCCGUACAGCUGGCGAACAACACCGGCGACAAUAUGGCCGCCAUUUACGGCACGUUAGCCCUGCUGUGCGUCGAGUUGAACAGCGAGGAGACGCUGACGGAGCUGUUGAGGCUGACGCUCGCCGUCCAGGAGUUGGCCGCCGCCAAGGGCUCGCCGCUCACCGACGACCACAAGUCGGCCAUACACUGCCUGUGCGCCGGGUUCUUGCAUUUGGUGGGCGACCUCAUAGCCAUUCCGGCGUUUUGUGCGCACAUCGAGACUGUCAUCAAGACGCGGGCCGAGAGGACGCCGUGGUUUCUGCCGGAGUUCGCCAGCCAUCGCGGCGCCGAUACCAAGUCGUCGGCCGCCACCCCACUGGCCAAACAGCGCCGGGACGUGAGCGACGCGAGCCCUGCCGUCAGCCCACCCGACGAACUGAUGGAUGAAUUGAUGUUCAAUAAAGCGAUUAUAACGGAAGCGCUUCAGAGCAGCGGACACGACAUCAGCGCACUGUUGACGCCCUUCGCGCCCAGACAUGUCGUCGACGCCUCGAUGACCCGGAGUAUCAGCGAUCUCAACGCCAUUACCGUCGAAGUCGAUAGCGUCAACUCGUCGCCUGGUCUGCCCCGAAGGCAACCGGAAGAGGAGAUUACGUUCGAGUCGUUGCGAAAGAUAAUUAACGAGCCGUUGAGCGCCAAACACGACGAGCUCGAGAUGAAGAGGUUGCAGAUCGUGGACCGGUUCCGGAACGCCUCGUUCCACGACCUCAUCGCCCGAUACGAGCGAAAGUCAAACGACUUGCAACAGAAGCUGUUGGAGGCGUUGGCCAAGUAUUCCAGUCAACAGACAAUCGACGCCAGAGCGCGACCCCAGUCGGAGGCGCCGUCCGAAGGGGGCCUCCCAGAGGACAGCGAGUUCGUCGACUGCGUGGACAGCGUUAUCGGCGGUAUGGGAGGCGACGAACUGGCGGUGGCGCCCACUCCGACGCCACCCGUGACCGCCGCCACCGACGCCCACAAGGAGUGGCACAUCUACGACAACCCGCUGAAGGAGCUGUGCGUCGAGUCGUACGCCGCGGGCGUCGCCGGCAACGGGUCGGCGGCCGUCGGACCACCGCUUUUCGCCAUGAAAUUCCCCGAACUCUUCGUGUAUUAGACCGACUCCUCCGUCGGUGUCUUUCCACACGUUUUUGUUUCCAUAGCUUUAAAUGAAUCGUUGAAUCAGUUUAUAGUACUAUUUCAUAGCGGAUAUGAAGUCAUUAGAGAUAUAUAUAAAUAUACUGUUAAACCAAAUGAGAAUAAAAUCUUAUAUUUAAUUCUUUGCGACAAAAUAA
Molecule: messenger RNA, 2032 nt
Organism: Oppiella nova
Lineage: Eukaryota; Metazoa; Arthropoda; Arachnida; Sarcoptiformes; Oppiidae
Source: the annotation of a GenBank genome assembly